This is a messenger RNA of Ochotona curzoniae (black-lipped pika), 2226 nucleotides long. It is a transcript of the gene ZBTB48, whose product is annotated as zinc finger and BTB domain containing 48. Gene Ontology annotation, molecular function: protein binding. The record is from RefSeq and is a predicted model, not a curated record. Lineage: Eukaryota; Metazoa; Chordata; Mammalia; Lagomorpha; Ochotonidae. Bases 132 to 2168 code for a protein of 678 amino acids. The transcript is spliced from 10 exons. Gene Ontology annotation, cellular component: nucleus.
CAGUGGGCUCCUCUUGCGCGCACCUGUCACCUUGACCAAGCCCUCGUUCGGCGCAGCGUGGGCUGACCAGUGCCGUCUAACGCGUUCUUUCUCCCUCAAGUGCAGGGGCUUAGCCUCGCUCUGGCCGCGCCAUGGACGGCUCCUUCGUGCAGCACAGCGUGCGAGUCCUGCAGGAGCUCAACAAGCAGCGGGAGAAGGGGCAGUACUGCGACGCCACGCUGGACGUCGGGGGCCUGGUGUUCAAGGCGCACUGGAGCGUGCUGGCCUGCUGCAGCCACUUCUUCCAGAGCCUCUACGGCGAAGGCCCCGGGGGCAGCGUGGUCCUCCCCGCCGGCUUCGCCGAGAUCUUUGGCCUCCUGUUGGACUUCUUCUACACCGGCCACCUUGCCCUCACCUCAGGGAACCGGGAUCAGGUGCUCCUGGCUGCCAGGGAGUUGCGAGUGCCCGAGGCUGUGGAGCUGUGCCAGAGCUUCAAGCCCAAAGCCACGGGGGGACAGGCCUCGAGCGGCCGAGCUGUCUGCCAGGGGGUGGACAGCCACCUCCCGGAGCCGGUGGGACUGCAGGAAGAGCCGCUCUCCAGGACGCUGGGCCUGGUCCCCGGGGAGCCCCAGGGCAGCCCCGGCCCCCAGGCUGCCUCGCUCCAGCCCCACGCUCAGGGUGCCAGCCCCUCCUUCCUGCGUGGGAAGUUCAGGCAGGCCUUGAACCCUGGUGUCUCGGAGGACAAGGAGCCGGAGGACUGCAGAGUGCCCCCCAGGCCCUUGGAGGCCGAAGGUGCCCAACUGCAGGACGAGAGGCAUGAGUGGGAGGUGGUGGUCCAGGUGGAGGACGGUGCUGGUGAUUCCGUGUCGGAGUCCGAGCCCGUGCUGACCCGGCGCAAGUCCAGCCAACUCCGAAAGCCGUGUGGCACCAAGCCAGCCCUAGGCGCGGGUGCCACGGAAGCUGCCGAGAACAGAAAAGGGACAGCCGUGCCUGUUGAGUGCCCCACAUGCCAUAAAAAGUUCCUCAGCAAGUACUACCUGAAGGUCCACAACAGGAAGCACACUGGGGAGAAGCCCUUCGAAUGUCCCAAAUGUGGCAAGUGCUACUUCCGGAAGGAGAACCUGCUGGAACACGAGGCCCGGAACUGCAUGAACCGCUCUGAGCAGGUCUUCACGUGCUCCCUGUGCCAGGAGAGCUUCCGCCGGAGGAUGGAGCUGCGGCUGCACAUGGUGUCCCACACGGGCGAGAUGCCUUACAAGUGCUCCUCCUGCCCCCAGCAGUUCAUGCAGAAGAAGGACUUGCAGAGUCACAUGAUCAAGCUGCAUGGCGCCCCCAAGCCCCAUGCGUGUCCCACCUGUGCCAAGUGCUUCCUGUCCCGGACGGAGCUGCAGCUCCAUGAGGCGUUCAAGCACCGCGGGGAGAAGCUCUUUGUGUGCGAGGAGUGUGGGCACCGGGCCUCGAGCCGCAACGGCCUGCAGAUGCACAUUAAGGCUAAACACAGGAAUGAGAGGCCGCACGUCUGUGAGUUCUGCAGCCACGCCUUCACCCAGAAGGCCAACCUCAACAUGCACCUGCGCACACACACGGGCGAGAAGCCCUUCCAGUGCCACCUCUGCGGCAAGACCUUCCGGACCCAAGCCAGCCUGGACAAGCACAACCGCACCCACACAGGCGAGAGGCCCUUCAGCUGUGAGUUCUGUGAGCAGCGCUUCACCGAGAAGGGGCCCCUCCUGAGGCACGUGGCCAGCCGCCACCAGGAGGGCCGCCCCCACUUCUGCCAGAUCUGCGGCAAGACCUUCAAAGCCGUGGAGCAGCUGCGUGUGCACGUCAGACGCCACAAGGGGGUGAGGAAGUUUGAGUGCACUGAGUGUGGCUACAAGUUCACGCGGCAGGCCCACCUGCGCCGGCACAUGGAGAUCCACGAUCGCGUGGAGAACUACAACCCGCGGCAGCGCAAGCUCCGAAACCUGGUCAUCGAGGACGAGAAGAUGGUGGUGGUGGCACUGCAGCCGCCUGCGGAGCUGGAGGUGGCUUCAGCCGAGGUCAUCGUGGAGUCCCUGGCCCAGGGUGGCCUGGCCCCUCCGCUGCCUGGCCAGAGACUGUGUGCUGAGGAGAGCUUUGCCAGCCCCGGAGUGACGGAGCCAUCCCUGCUCAUGACGGCAGCCGUCACUGAGGACUGCGACACGUAGCACGCCCGCCCACCGAGACCCGCUGGCCCCGGACCCAAUAAAACAUGCUGUUGGACUC